Molecule: messenger RNA, 17651 nt
Organism: Paramuricea clavata
Lineage: Eukaryota; Metazoa; Cnidaria; Anthozoa; Malacalcyonacea; Plexauridae
Source: the annotation of a GenBank genome assembly
CAUCAACAGCAACUGGUCGACAGCGCAUUUUGAAGAGCUAAAGUAAGUCACAAUUUUCUAGACUCCAAAGUUUGUAUAUAGACUCAGUUAAUUCCGGCGAACGCAAAUUGUUGCGCUCCCCGACCUCGUGUUCAGCACACGGGAUUUCGCACGCUGCCGGCUGAAAUUCGUCUGGCUGUAACAGUAUAUAUGUCCCUUUGGGCUUGUGAAUGACAAAAUCGUAUCAAUUUUCCCGUAUAUCAUGUGAACAUUGGCAUGGCGUAAUUUACAAAUCGUUUAAGAAUUGUUGCAUGCUCGAACAGCAACAAUUUUUGACAAUAUAUCUUUGCCGGGCAGGCUACUGGGACACCCAUAAUUCCUUGAAAUUUAAAAGUAUAUUUAGAAGAUGUAUCCAUUCAACUAUUAGGAACCUUUAGGAAUGAACUUCUCAAAUCUCUAUCUUUAUAAUACUCAUACAGUAUAUUUAAAAUAUAACUUACUAAUUCUUUGUAUCCUUGUAAAUAUAUAAAUAUAUAUAGCAUCAUGUAUCCUAUAGUCUUAUAAUUUUUCUGGUAUAUCAUAUAUAUCCAUAUAUACCAAUAUGUAAAUACUGCACGCACACUAUAUAUAUUUUCUAUACUUUGUAUUUUAAUGUUUUGCAGGAACCAUCUGAAAAACACUUCUUGUGAUGUUGGUUUCCUGAAUAAAUAUUAUAUUAUUAUUCAUUCAUUCAUUCAUUCAUUCAUGUGGCCACGUUUUGGUGGAUUUCCUCACUUAAACCCCAUUUUAAGUUGACAGAAAACUGAACUUACUGCUUGUUUGCAAUAAAUACAACUGUGUCCAUAUAGUUGAACCAAAGGUGUGAACAGAAAACGGCGUCUUUGAGUCGUAAGUACUAAAGUAAGGAACGACCUACAACCACCUACAACCACCUACAACGACGCUACAACGAUCUACAACCACCUACAACGACGCUACAACGAUCUACAACCACCUACAACGACGCUACAACGAUCUACAACAACGCUACAACCACCUAUAACGACGCUACAACCAUCUACAACGACGCUACAACCACCUAUAACGACGCUACAACCAUCUACAACGACGCUACAACCACCUAUAACGACGCUACAACCAUCUACAACGACGCUACAACCACCUAUAACGACGCUACAACCAUCUACAACGACGCUACAACCACCUAUAACGACGCUACAACCAUCUACAACGACGCUACAACCACCUAUAACGACGCUACAACCACCUACAACGACGCUACAACCACCUACAACGACCCUGCAAUGAUUUACAUAGCGACCCUACAACGCCUUAUGGUUUCUAUUUUGGACUUGCUCGCCACUUGAUAAUAAACUCGUUGUUUAUGUCUUUAUUACUUUAUCAAUUGUUGUUUAUAUAUUUUUAUUCUUUAAAAAGUUGUAUUGUGUGGCAAAUUUAAUUACAACGUCGCGAUGCAUGGCGAUCAUAACCUAAGUAUCAGGUUCUAUUUUACAAACUUGUAAUAGCCUGAGCAAAGUUUAUAUAUUCAAACUGUCGCAGAAGAAAUUUAAAUUUCACACAACGACAACAACAAUCUAAUAUAGUAAAAUAUAUCAACAAGAAUAGUAUAAUCUAGAUAGAUAGAUAGAUAGAUAGAUAGAUAGAUAGAUAGAUAGAUAGAUAGAUAGAUAGAUUGAUUGAUUGAUUGAUUGAUUGAUUGAUUGAUUGAUUGAUUGAUUGAUUGAAAUCUUUAUUUAAACACGGUGGUUUUAUCAAAUGGAAUAAAUAAUAAUUAUUUACAAUUUGUUCUUCCUAAAACCCGUGUAUAAUUUAGGAUAUACGUACAUUUUUACAUUUUUUUUGGAAUUUUUGAAAGAAAAGAGACUAUUUACAAUUAUUCAUAGAAUAAUAACUGACUAUGUUGGUGCAGAUAGCAGAUGUUCUAAUCUUUUUAUGAACCUUUUUAAUGAAGGUUCAUGUUUAAGUACGUCUGGUAAAGAAUUCCAUAGCUUUGCUCCAGUGAAAGCAAAACUUGAAUUAUAAUAAUCUGUUCGAUUUACAGGAAGCUCAGGCUUUCUUGCCAUUCUACUUUUCCUACUUUUUUCUACUUUUCUUCAACUUUCCUACUUUUCCUACUUUUUAUUAAAAAUCGCUUGAUUUUCCUACUUUUUCCUACUUUUUCUCAUAAAAUCCUACUUUUUUAAGACAGCUUGAGGAAUCAGUAUGUUAUAGCUCUCGUAAUUAGGUCUAUAGGACUCGUAAUUUUUAUUCCCUAUUUGUGUCCCAGAUGAUAAGAUCUCAGGAGAAAAAGUACAUUUUCCGAGUAUAAAAUUUCAUAGCCUCUCCAGAAUCAUAAUUAAUGAAGACUCUAAAAGUGCCAUUUCCGACGAUCUAGAUAUUCCAAAUAUUCAACUCCCCCGCCCCCCCCCUUGUUAAUCAAGCAUCAUAUAUACAGGGCCGUAGCAACCGGGGGGAAUAAUUUGCUAAUUAUCUUUUUUUUCAAAAUCAUGCAGACCUUUAUCAUUUAAUCCAUGACAAACUGCAAAGAAUGAAGAUAUUACCCAUACUUUCCUGCAACGUAUCCAAUAUACAGGGUGUAUCAAAAUAAACGCAAUUCAUCUUUUGUGCUUAAUAACUUUCGAAAUACUAUUUCUAGUUAAACGCAUUUAGGCUUACUUCAAAGCCUGUUCUUUUCUCUUUCAAACAAACUAUUAUCCUUGUCUCCAAUGCUAGUAAUGAUUGCACAGGAAAAGAUUUAGUAAAACCUAUCAUUUUUAGUUUCUGUUUAAUUAUGCAAGUCUACUAUGUUAUUGUUUAGUCGGUUUAAAUGUUAGAAUUUUCUUCUUUAAACUUUAAUGUUGUCGUCACUACAUCUGGAAAACCACGUAAGAACAAAUUAAAAGUAUUUUAAAAGAGAUCAGGUUGUUUGAAAAUCCCAAACGAACGCUAAAAAUCAUAGAAUCAAAACAUUCUGGUGUCUGAGCCAGAGUGUCAUCGAAUUACGAUGUAAUGUAAACAGAUAUUAUAGCAAGCUGAUGUCAGUCAGCUUAGAUGGUCCAAGCCAAAAUUAUAUCGCAUUUGAAGUUUCAAACUGUGUUAAAAAUAGUGGAAGAAAAGCCGUAAUUAUACUUAUUGUUACAAUCCAUUUAUUAAAAUGCAACAUUUUUUUGUUUUAAUGAAAAAAUCAGUUAUUUUCAUGAGAACGAUUUGUUCUUCCAUUUCAAUUUUUUUAAUCUCCAAUCGCAAUAACGUAAAGUAUUAUUACCCGCGAACCAAUGAGUCAAAUUUAAGAAACAACCCACUGUUAGAAAGCUGAAUGGCUACGCUUUAAAAUGAAUGUAAACUUUAACAUUUUCGUCUAUUAUUUGUUUAGCAAUUUACAUUUCAGUCGAGGAUUGCGUUUUUUUUUAUACACCCUGUAUAGUUAAAUAAAUACGCCUUCGCCCAUUUAGUACUACUAAAUUGUAAAUUUCGACACACUAAAACAGUGUUUUCUGACCACUAGAAUUCUGUCAAUUCUUCCCCAAAGUCCAGGAAAUGGCAUUUCAGAGACUCUAAAUUUAAAAAUUUCCUCGGGCUUUCGGCCCUCGCUUUCAGCCCCCAAUUAAAAAGAGCUUCCUACGGCCCUGAUAUAUGCUCCUGCCGCAGUGUGGAUUGGUGCAUUGUGUAGCCCAAUACAUGCAUUGCACUUGAAUUGCGUUGCUGCAGAGCAGAUGCCUUAGCUUUUAUAGCGAUGCAAUUUAAAAGUUUUGAGAAAAAAAUCCUGCAUAGAUGAAUGAGUACAUAAAAAUAUUGAGCACCAAAAAUUCAUACAACUUCCCCAUCAGAUAUCUAAUGGUCUACUCCUUACCACAUAUAUCAUAGGGGGCCAAUUUUGUAUAUUUUUGUGUUAUUUGCAUUUCCAAAACUCCUAAUUUUGUCCUACUUUUCUAUACAUUUUCCUACUUUAUUCCUACUUUUCCUAAAAUUCUAGUCCUACUUUUGUCCUACUUUUUUACACGAGGAUGCCAGAAAGCCUGGAAGCUCGAAAUUUAAUUUGGAUUGACGAAGGUUAUAAUCAUUUAAGCUACUAUGAAAUGUAAACAUUUCCGUUAGAUAUUCUGGUGCAAGACCAUGUACUAUUUUAUACAUCAUAAUAGCUUUUUGGUUUUCUCGCAUUUCUUUUAUAUUCAUCCAGUUUAAUUCCGCCAAAAUCAACGAAGAUUAUUUUAAUAAGGGUGCUUCCGUAUGUAAUACAUGUACAGUAAAUAAAAUACGGUUCAAUUAAUGCUCUAUACAGAGACACAAGAUUUUUCCGAUUAAAGAGUUUCUUCACUUUACGGAGGGCUGCAAUAUUACGGGAUACCUUUAAACGGAUGCUCUGGAUGUGUAUUUCCCAUGUUAAGUUCUCGUCAAUAUCGACACCUAAACACUUUACAGAUCUAACUUUACUUAAUGUCACAUUAUAGCAGGGCCUUUUUUAAGGAUUUUCCCGUGGGGGCAUUUUUUGAAACGGGACCUUUCUGUGAGGUAACAUAUUACAGGGAGAUAGCAAUAGCUGAAGGCCACGUGUGUGACCAACACACCAUUCACGCAUGAAUGGGGAGUCUGGGGUGUACUCCCCCAGAAAUGUUUUGAAAUUUCAAGCACGGAAAUGCCAAUGGCCACUUGUGUGGGGGCAUAAUCUCCAGAAAAUUUUUUAAAUUUGAAACCUGGAAAUGCUCUUUCCUGCAUUCUGAGCAUCCAAAAAAUAAAAAAAUUGUUAACAAUAAUUUAUCAUUAUUUAGUGAUAGAAAAACGUAACAAUUUAAAUCGAUUUUGUUAAACAAGGACAAAGGAUAAAGCCUAAAACUUACUUUCCGUUUAUUUAUUUGUUAUUCUUCGCUGUUUUGUUGGUAUAAAUUUAGGAAAAAGGGACUUUUCCUGGGGUGGCAAACUGUGAUUUCGUGGGGGGGGGGUACAAGGGGGGACUGGGGGGCAUUUGCCCCCCAGCUUGUAUGUUAAAAAAGGCCCUGCAUUAUAGUACUUACGAAAAUUUAGAUUGGGGCCAUGUCUUGGCGGUAAAAGACUGAAGAGUUUGUGCGAGGGUACUGAGAUUCUUUCAAACUGGUUAUCGCAGAGUUCCUGACGUCUGUUAUGUAAGGUGAUUAAACCGCCAAUUGGCCCAUAUUAGCAUCAUAGGUUUUACUCGGGUCAAGGAUUGAUAACGCUCUCUUUUGUACUCUGUCAAUAUCAGCACUCGGGUACUGGCGCAAUGCGCACCAACCAAUCAAAUGACAGAUUAAAAAAUCUGAGAUAGAACAAAAAACAAUGAAAAUGUGCAUUAAAUUGGAUAAUGCACGAACUCCUUGCUCGGUCAUUAUUUUUAAGAAGGCCUCGGAGCUCAUGCAUUAUCUAGCCUGCGAACAGGCCUGUUCGCAGGCUAAUGCAUUAUCCUAUAUAUAGGCACAGAAUAAAGACAUACAGAAGUGUAACUUCCAUUACAAAACCGUAAGGCGCUUUUUUACCGAAAUAGCUGGCGGCCAUGUUCUUAGCAAGUGAGAGGCAUUCACCCCCUGGAAUAUUAAAUUUUCAAUAUGUUUUCAGGGGUGACUGCCUCUCUUUAGGGUACUUGCUAAGAACAUGGCGGACUGAAAAAAAAAACCCUUACGCGAAAUUAACCUGAAGUGAGAUCUCUGUAUGUAGUUCCUCUGUGAUAUAGGCCUGAUCGCAGAUUACGGCGAUCACGACUUUUGAGUGAUGAUAUUUAUAAAUUUUCAUUUACUUCGGGACACUUCGGCACUUCGCGCCAAAUUGUAAUUUACCGUGCGACAUGGCAUGCUGCUUCACAGCCAUUAAAUAUACUAAAAUUUCGGAAAAUAUUUAAUACAUACGAGCCGGGUCGUUGUAGGAUUGUUAUAGGGUCGUUGUAGGUGGUUGUAGCGUCGUUGUAGGUGGUUGUAGCGUCGUUAUAGGUGGUUGUAGCGUCGUUAUAGAUCGUUGUAGCGUCGUAGGUGGUUAUAGGUGGUUGUAUAUUGUUGUAGCAUCGUUGUAGGUGGUUGUAGGUUGUUGUAGGUGGUUGUAGGUGGUUGUAGGUGGUUCCUUACUUUAGUACCUGCGGUCUUCGAGUUGAAACUUUCAAAGUUUACGCGUUACAUUAUUAAUUAUUCACUGAGAUUCAAACAUAAGCUUAUAUAUUGGCAAAUGCCAAAUCAUGUCAACCAUGACAUGUCACGUGAAGCGGUUUUAUACCCGAUAAAGCUCAUCUUUAUCACUUACUAGUAAUCAUCAGCAUUCUUUACAUAAAAGUCCAUCCUAAUUAGUAUUUUUUAUAUAAAGAAUACUAUUGAGAUCGGAUUUCUAUUGUAGUCAUGUUUGAAGCUAUUCAAAACACUUGUAGUCGUGUGACUCGUGUCUCAAUAUGAUAUCUAAAAUAAUGCAUAAACUCUUUAUCAACAGACUUCAUAGCUCUUAUGUUCGAACCAUUCGAGGUUAUUCUUUCUGGAACUGGAAAUAUGUGACCAUGUGGCUUAAGUUGUUAACUCCGUGUUAAGGUAAUUCCGCAGUAAUUGUUCCCAAAAUGAGAAUGUGCUGAAACUUUCCAGGCAUGGAGUUUAUUUAUGUUUCAUUACGAGUAACAGCAAAAUCGCAACAGCCCGAUAUUUAUUGACGUUUUUAGCGCGAAUUUUGCUUUUGUAAACUUAUCUUGUAAUUAUUUUUGAAAAGAUAUUGUGUUUUGAGCAAAAUGAAACUACUAACGUGUACAAUUCUGAUCUAUAAAUGUCUUUUUCACAUUUUUUACAGAGUUUGGGUAAUGGUCGAGUGUCGAGGGUCGAGGGUCAUAGGUCGAGGGUCGAGGUUCGGAAGUCGAGGUUCGGAAGUCGAGGUCAAGGGUCAAAAGUCGAGGUCGAGGGUCAAAAGUCGAGGUCGAGGGUCAAAAGUCGAGGGUCGAAAGUCGAAAAUACUAUGUUUUUAUCCAUUUUAAAAGUUUUACAACCAUUAAACGCGGCAAAACAAUUAGUUUUGCUGUCAAAACUGAACAAUUUCGCCUAUGGCUAUGCCGUAUGGCUAUGUACUGUACAACUGAAAGUUUCGUUUGUGGAACUAAAAGUCUGAUGCGAGGUUUGAUGUUUGAAAGCAUACAUCUUUUAUUUCACAUUGGACAAAAAUAUAUACAAACACGGACGAUUAUACAAAAAUGGCGUUUCACUCUCAUGAGAAACUGACUAUAGCCUAUAGGUAAUAUGUUAUCUCUUGGAUUUGGAGGCGAAAGAGUUCUGAAAUUCUCAGAACUUCAACUUAACGAUACUCUUCAAACCGCGUAUGGUUUUGGAGGUUUAAAGUGUUAGGGUGUGCGAGAAACAGUUGAUAUUUAUAUAUUUUAUAACAUCGUGUUUACAUGUCUGCACCGGAAGUGCACAUGUUCGAUUGACAGUUUCAUAUUCAUAAUAUAGUUGCGCGAACGUUGUAGUGUAUUAAUAAAAUGGAGACUUUCUUUAGUUGUUCUGUCAAAAAUAACAUGCAUGAAGCACGAAUAAUUAUAACAGGGUGAUAUUAGUUCGGUUCAGAAUUAUCUCACGACUAUUGUGAGAGAUUUUUAAUAUUUGCUGCGCUGGGACCCGAUUCGUUCUGAUAGUACAAUAAAUACAAUAUAUUUUCGAAUCACCCCACCGGCACCGUAUGUUCUCGAAUAGUAAAAUUUAGAAAAACAAAAAGGAACCUAAUUAUGCCCUAAGGCAUGUUCUGUACUAACAGUAAUAAAGUUAGAAAUGUUUAAUAAAAAACUAAUAUUUCCCAUUUAAUUUUCGACCCUUGAAUUUCCACUUUCGACCCUCGACUUCUGACCCUCGACCUCGACUUUUGACCCUCGACCUCGACUUUUGAUCCUCGACCUCGACUUUUGACCCUCGACUUUCGAACCUCGACCCUCGACCUAUGACCCUCGACCAUUACCCAAACUCUUUUUUACAUAUCUUUCUUGGAGAACAUGCAUUGAUAAAGGAUUUUUUUCAAGAUCCAGAAAUGAGUUUUAGUUUAAUUUCGGAUGUAAAUGUAAAGUGCAUUAAAGAAAUAAAUUAUCAGUUAAAAAACGGGGGUCACCGAUCUUUUUAGGGAAUUGUGGCAUUAAAACGUGAAAUGCAAGUAAAUAAAUUUAAAAAACUCCUUAAUAAUUCAGGAGCAAAACACAAAGAAAAAUCAUAAUUAAGCGUGUCGUGGUUUUAUAUGUGAUAAAAAAUCAUGUUAAUUUACAUAAACUUUAGCUUUGAUUUUUUCGGUUUAGACAAAGUUUAUUUUAAAAAUUACUUCGCCAAUGAACUCGUAUAAGAUGAGUCGUUGUAGUCGUGUUUUAUCACUUGUAAAACGUUCGGCUGCGCCUCGCGUUUUAUAUGUGAUAAAACAUUAAAACACUUCUACGCGUGCUUUAAAUAGUACAUACUACAGACCAGUGGCGUAGCUAGCGGAAUUUGACUAGUCCUGCUCUCUGCAGACCCACCCAUUCUAGAGGGGUCCGGGGGCAUGCUCCUCGGGGAAUUUUGAAUUUUAGAAGUCUGGAAUGGCCAUUUCCUGCGACUUCACGGCGAAAUACUCCAAAGGGAACAUCAAAAAAUUGCGUGAUUAGCGGAAAAUUUUUGAUAAUUUUUUCAGAAAAAAAAAUUUGUAACUUUUUGAAAUCCAUGCAUUUUUUUAAUCAUAUUUCACUAUAUAUUUUUCAACUUAACUGAAAAUAUAAUGUAGCUAAAUAUAGUCAAGUCACGAGAGAAAAAUAUCAUGUAUACAAUACGCGUCUUUAAUACGAUCUUUCACUUGAUCAACACAUAAUCCAACCGAGAUAUACUAUUGCUCGAGUCAGGACUCGAGCCAGGACUCGAGUCAGGACUCGAGCCAGGACUGGAGUCAGGACUCGAUCAAAAAAUUCGAAAAUACGGGGAAUUGCCAUUACCCAAUAGUUUUGUUUCAUAAGACACGUUACGCAGGCUAGCUAAAUGUUCUACUAGUAGCAAAUCAAAUACAACCUUUCAAUAAUUACCGCUAAUCACUUUGUGUAAUUUACCAAUGAGAGCGAGGUUCCAUGACCAAAAAGUAUGUGUAAUUAUCGAAAGGGUGUAUUUGGUAAUACAGUUAGCCAUAUUACAAGAAAAUAAGGCAUGGAGAAUUAUCCUAGCUACUCUUUGACGAAUGCUAAGCGGCAACAAGUUCUGUUUUGUAAAGAGCGAGAGACUGCUAGUGAUGGGCAAUACCAACUGUUUUAGUUCGAUAAAAUACUGGCCGGAUAUUUUUUUGGGUAUCGAUAUUUGUGCAAUAUAUCAAGGAAAAACAACAACAAUGGUAUUGACUAUUGUUUCAUUCACUACCUUCCGGCGCUAAUAACCGUUACAGUUAGGGGCCGAUUACAUGGAGCAUUUUCAACCCCGGGGUUGAACUCAGCCCUGUUUACCGGGCUGAAAUUUCAGCCCUGUCUGUAAUACAAAACUCUAGCCCUGUCUGUAAUACAAACUCUAUCAAAAUCAAACGCGCGAUUACAUGACAUAAUUUUCAACCCAGGGCUGAGUUCAACCCCGGGGUUGAACUCAGCCCUGGGUUGGAAAUUUUGUCAUGUAAUCGUUUCAACCCAGGGCUGAAAUUAUCGCGAGUUAUUCGAGCAUGCGUGGUAGUGACUAUUUACUACAAGAAAACAAAGUAAAGGCUUUUUACUUCCGCGAAUCGAUGCCGCCAGAACGUAUAGUAUAACGUUUUAACCCCGGAGUUGAAAUCGUCCAUGUCAUCGCAAAAAAAUUCAACCCGGUUAACAGGGCUAAGUUCAACCCCGGGGUUGAAAAUGCUCCUUGUAAUCGGUCCCUUAAUAGCCAAAGUCAGAUGAGAUUGACUGCUCUGUAUGUUGAUCUGUAUGUUGAUUUGUAUAUUGAUCUACGGUUUUUGUUGGCGACGCUAAUAAAACUAAAACUAUACCAAAUAUCAACUUUUCUCCUUUAGUUCUUUUAUCGAAUUUGGCGGAAAAAGGCGGGAAAUUGAUUUGGUAAACAAGUUCUUUCAGUUCCUUAGGUUAUCGAUAAACAAUUCCUCAGAUUCAGUUAAAUUUCCUUAAACAUUUCGCAUUGUUGGUGAACGAAUAGUCUAAAUUUAAGGAAAGUUACUUAAAAGUGAGAACGCUGCUGGUAAAUUUUCAUCCAUCAAAAUCACUUGACGUCAUUUUUGGCUCGAGUCCUGGCUCGAGUCCUGGCUCGAGUCCUAGCUCGAGUCCUGGCUCGAGUCCUGGCUCGAAUCCUGACUCGAUAUUUAGGUACCCUCGAUUGUUCAUUACGAUUAUGGAACUUUAAAAUGAACAUAAAACGAAUAUUUCAUAUAUUCUGUUGCAUUGACCUUCGUUUGGAUGUUUGUGACCUUGUUUACGUUUGAAUAACUUAGUGACUGUUGAGUAACGAAUUUCUGACGUUUAAUUCAAACUACGCAUCUGAUUGGAUAAUAAAAUUAGAAACCCAUGUACAAAAAUAAAUUGAUAACAAAAUCGUGAAGUCAUGUGACCAAAAUGAUGAAACAAUUUGAUCACAUGAUUGAAUGAAAAUUGAAUUUGGAAUUAUCAAACGUCUUUCCCCGUUUGAAAAUCUUAGCGGGAUGUGGCCAGUUUAGUGAUUUUAGUAAUAUAUCAUUAACUGUGCACAGAACUGGAAUUUAAUUAUAUACUUCACUCAUGACCUUCAAAACAUUCUCAAUUAUUCAGUGGUCUUCGACAUGUUCACCAAAUAUUUUGUGUAUGUUACUCAACAGUUAACAUUGGCAAGUGUAAACAACAAGUGACAUAACUUUUGCUUCAUACGAUUACAAUAAAGUUUUGAAAAUUUGAUGAGUAUGGAUUGAAUUGACAGGGGACAGUUUACUAAAUAACUGGCUGUAUAGACACUGUGAAUAUUGUUUGUAUGAACUUUUAUUUCCUGACUGCAUAAUUAUCUGUUACAAUCAUAAUCACAUUAUAAAGUUAGUUAAAUUUUCUCUGGGCAGGGGGGGAGCACUUGCCCUGCCGCCCUCCCCGUUGUGUACAGCCCUGUUUUAAAUCUUAUCUGCUAUUAUAAUAAGUGUUGAAAUAUUUCAAUUGUCCCAUGUCAUCUUCAUUAUUCAGUUUCUUUCAAGAAAAUACAAAAUGUGAAUCAACUUUUUCGCAGAUACAUGUACGCGUCGCGUACCUAUUUUUAUCAGGAGCAUUUAACACGAACGUGUACUACUCGCACGAAGUGCUCGUACGUGUUCCCACGCAAUUUCGAGUUUCUCCCAAACUUCCACUCGUAUUUUUAUAACUCUAUAGAAACACGGAAAAUGUUUUCUAUUUCUUAAAUAUUACUGAAAAGUUACCGUCUAUACAAAGAUUUUUAAAGAUGCGGUACAGUCCGUAUGUAAACAAAGGCUUUGUUUACAUUUCGGUAUCCAAAAUAUUGAAUUUUAUUCGACAACUAUUUAUAUUUUCAUGAUUCUAGAGUAUAAUAAAUUAUCAAGAGACAACAAUCAAACUUUGCAAGAACAUAAAAUGAAAUAAAAACCUAAAUAAACUGUUUGUAAAUAAAAAGAGGGCUCCUUUGUGCACAUGCGCAGAUCGGACUGUACCGCAUCUUUAAACACUAAUAAUAAUAACACAUCGCUCGCUCCGACCUACUACGAACGGCGGCUAUUUUUUAAAUAUUUAGUGUAAUUUUUGCUGUGCGUUGUGUACGGUGCAUCUAUGGAAGUGCACACUUGUGUGAGUGUCGCCCAAGAAAUUUUAAAUUUUAAAAUUUGAAAGUAAUAAAAUUAUAUAACUUAUAUAACUUAUAUACAAAUGCCAAUGAAAUAGUUAACGACGUAAUAAGAUCCAAUGAAAUGAGAUAGUUGAGGCUAACUGAAAAGUGAAAACAUGGCGCUAGCUGUAAAAUUUGUUUUAUUACGCCCUGCUGAAAAUCAUUCGCCUUGUACUGUCUUAUAGAUUUCCUCGGACUGCUGGUACAGAUCACAACAGAAUGGCAAUGUGUAACUCUUUUCACCGAUUGUUAUUUCUGUGGUUGUACAUCCUAUGUUUAUGUCAGUAUUCCAGUCUAGUUUCAGGUAAGGAACUCUCCUCCGCAUGCAGAGACGUUUUAAUUAAAAGCGCGGGCUAUAUAGCAGUAAUAUGGGCCGAGAAGACGAGAAUUCUGUCAGAUUAAGGACAUAACCAUGAAGAUAGCCGGCGUAGCUGGCCGCUGGCGGUUUUAAGGAGUUGGGGUUGAAGGGCAGCGAAAAUUAGGGAGGCGCGGAAGAGGCGAAAAUGUAGCAUGAGCUUCCACCUUUGAAUUUACUACAUGAAUAAAUUGUUAAACACGUCCGAAAUUAUCAAUAUGAUAAAUUCGCGACACAGGCUGAGCCCUAACACUAACGUAAUCUAAUCUUUAUCUGACACUAAUCUAAACUUGAUGACCUUUUUUUGUUUUUCUUAAUAAUCUCGCGUUUCUCAAACCCCAAUCCUUAAAACCGCCAGCUAUAUGCAAGCUAUCAUAAAGGCGGUAUAUUAGUUUGUUAGUCUAGCAAAUUUUAUAUUACGUUGUUUAUAGUGUUCUUCAGUAUUGUUUUUAUUAACGUCAAACAACUGUUAUGCCUCGUGGUGAUGACCCCCAAAGCAUCAUGGGUUAUAUACACCACAUAAGGAAGGAAUAAAGCAAUUUCCAGAAUAAAGUCAUGUUGGAAACUUUCUUUUCACGAUUCUCUGAAGAUGGCAGUUCAGUGAUAAAACAGUUUUGUUUUACAAACGACCAAUAAGAUUAUUUGUUUUUAUAGACGGUUUACUUAUAAAAGCCACCAGGACUGGCACCAUUGAUAUCUCAUGUACGCUAGAUAGUGCAUCUAAUUAUUCUACAAUUCAAAAAUUGAAGCCGUAGGAUAUUCCCAUGAAAUGAGAAGAUUGGUAUGUUUUCUAUUUCUUAAACAGGGAACUUAAACAUUAAGUUAAACCUAUUCCAAAUACAUUUUUAAACUAUUCAAAUGAUGAAAGUUAUUGUUGUUUUUUAAGCGUUUAUUAGCGAGUGGGAAACACCAACAUGGCCGCCAUCUGUUCAAAUGGGGGUAACCGCUGGAAUAUUCUUGGCUUCAAUUUUACUAAAAGAGAUGCGCUAUCUAGUCUAUAUAAGAUAUAUAUGGUUAGCACUCGCGCGCAAAAUGACUUAAGACAAAUUUUACGAGUUCGAUUCAUCACCAGAGUUUUGCAUGAAAUUAUUAUUGACCCCUUUCCCCCCACCCCACCCAUGCCAAUGUUGGUAAUGUUAUAAAAUGAAACCACCAACUAGAUAAACAACAUUGAACGGAGGGGUGGAUUAUUUUGCGAUUGAAAUGUGUCGGUGGCCAUUUUUUUAGUAUUUUAUUAGAAUUAGCCAACAAAUUACGUGCAGUGUCUCAACCAUUUUGCAUGCGAUUGGGGCUUCAUGGGGCCUCGUUUGAAAAUGAGAUAAUUGCUUGAUCUGUAGAGAUACAUGGAGACACAAAGACUGAUAUGCAUGCUCAUGCAGGCAUUCAUCCACAUUAUUGCUUUUAUUUUAGGAACAACCAGAGACUAUUUCGGUGCAAAACGUCGUCUUAUGAGACAUCUCACCAAUGAUUCGGAAAUUGUGAGGGAAAUCCGUCCAGCUCGCGACAACAAUACAUCAGUGAAUAUUAAAGUUAGAAUCCAUCUGCGUGAAAUUGCGAAUGUGGUAAGUUCACUGACCUCCACAUAGCUGGAGUGAGGACUUCAUUCAGUAGACAUCAGACGGAGGUCAACCUGCAGUUAUCAGACUUAGAAAAUAAUAUCAGUUUUAGCUUGUGGAAACAUUACGUAAAUUUAUUACUUGCAAAUGAUAAGUAAUGUUAAUUAUUUUUACUGUAUGCAGUUGAACACCAUCAAACUUACCAGUUCUCUAAUUCUCCUUGAUACAGGAUGAGAAAAAUCAAUUAGUUCAAAUAACAGUUUGGCUCAGAUUUGAUUGGAAUAAUCCGUUCUUAACGUGGGAUCCUGCGGAGUAUGGAGGGAUUGAAAGUGUUCACGCGAAUCAUGAACUUUUCUGGGUGCCUGAUGUUGCAUUGUUUAAUGAGUGAGUUCUGUCUCCCUGUUUCUUGCUCUGUCAGCCUAGGAAACACUUGGAGAUUCACAUUUUAUCUCAAUGUCCCAGCUUGCCCACACUUCGAAACAUUACUGCGCUAAUAAAAUCUGCUUCCCAGAAAGAAAAAAAUGUUUUAUAGCCAACUUAAAAACGUUUCCCGAAGUGUCUACCUUCAGAAAACCUGGCUAGGUAAACAAUGUUUCUUAGUUUGGCCACCUUUAAAAGAGCCAUUGCUGGGAAACAUUGUGUCCUGUUUUGGCCACUUGCCUUGGAAACAAAUAAACAAUGUUCCUAAACAUGCUACUAUCGGGAAACAUGGCUAAGAAACAAUGUUUAUUUUAUGUUUCCUUUUCAUUUUAUUUUUUUUCAUAUAAUAGUUUAAAUUCACUUUUUCAGAGCACGUCUUGAUGAUAAAAUUCUCUACAAACGUUUAGUAACAAAACUAGUUAUCAACAAAAACGGUGAUUGCACAUGGAACGUUCCAGCUACAUUGUUAAGUCAGUGCAAGAUCGAUGUAUCCCGGUUUCCCUUCGACGAACAAAAAUGCCAUGUUUCCAUUGGCUCUUGGACGUAUUCGGUGCAUAAAAUUAACACGACCUACUUCGAACGGCAUGUGGACAGGCGUCAUUUUAUCAAACAUGGGGAAUGGGAUGUCGAAAGCGCGCUUUUGCACAACAAAAUAAAGAACUACGGUGCAAAUAAUUUGCAAUAUUCACAUGUUACCUUAACUUUGAAAAUAAAACGCCGGCCAUUGUAUCAUUGCGUGUACGUAGUCAUCCCUUCUGCAGUAAUCUCGCUGUUAGCCCCACUUAGUUUCAUUCUGCCGUCAGAAAAUGGUGAACGAAUAUCGUUAUUGAACGGUGUUCUGGUUGCAAAUUCUGUUUACAUGUUAAUAGUAUCAUCUGUGUUACCAGAAACCUCCGAUGCUAUUCCGAUUCUCGGGAAAUACCUUCUUGGCAAUAUUAUUACAAUCGUGCUAUGUUUGUGUGCAACUUUUGUGAGUUUGAGAUGCUAUGAACUGACAUGCCCCAUGUGGCCAUGUUUGUGGAAGAGUUUUAAAUAUUUGGCAAAUUGUAAGGAGGAAAUUCCGUAUGAUGGGGAAUCAAACACAGAAGAUAUGGAGAGUUCGAGAAUGGAACGUGCAAAGAAAUGGAAAACAGCCUCAAAAGUUCUCGACACAUUUUUCCUCAUCAUCUUUCUUGUAGCCUACAUUAGCUUGAUUGUGUGGUUUACAGCGUGAGUGUCUGUUGAUGUACAGAGCAGCAGAUGGUGGUCAACUUUGAAAAUGUUCACACUAAAAGAGCAAGAAAAUUAUACUGCAUCUCGUAAUUCCACUGACUUUCCAUUAAAUACAAGACUUUGAGAAAAGAAUUAGCCGGCGAUUAUAAAGCUAUUAUUUUGUCACUCUGAUACUGAACUGCCUCUUGACCACCAUCUGCUCCAUGAUAGCACUUUAGUGAAACGUGCCAAUAUUUAGGCAUAAAUCUACACCAUAUGAAAUCUAUGAAAAUCUAUAUACCUCUUAUAAAUUUUUUGUCGCUAGAAAAUUGAACGAGUUUGCAUAUCAAAUAUUUCAAAGUUUUAAAGCAGCUUCUUGUAACUAGUUGUAGUUCAGUCUAUUAACUUUUAAAUUUAAAAUUAAUGUCAAUAAUAUUUUUUUGUGAAUAAUAUAAAUAUAUCGUUUUAUUAAUCUGGAUACCCUCGCACGUGACAAGGUAAAACUGUCUGGCCGGGUAGUAUAGAAUACCGCUAUCGAACAAGGGCAGUUUAAACCGAGACUCAGAAAAGUUUCGAACGGUCAGUGUAAGUGGUGGCAAUAAUAAAACUUGGGCUCAUAGGGAUGUAAUUCCCUGAAAAAUACAAAAACAACUUCGCUAUAUUAACUUCCAGACGCCAUUGACCACAUGCAUAGAUUUUAAAUAAAAUUUAACAAAACGGAUUCCCUAAAUAAAUCAUUUUUCAUGUAAUCUAGUUACACGUUAUCCCGGCAAUCUGUGACAUCGCUAAGAUCAGUCCGGUAGUAAUUCAUAAACGGCGCGAAGAAGCUGUCAACUGAUUAACUGCGGAAUAUUUCUUGCGCAGGAGAAAGACGAUUUGCUCAAUUUGCAAAAAGAGAAAAGGCGUGUUUAGCUUUUAAAACGAUUUUUGCUAACUGAUAAUGAGAGAGUCGCUUAUUUGGCCAUUUGCUCUUUUUAUUUUUACUCAUCUGCUAUUCAACUGCACAGCCACAGGUGAGGAUUUAUUUUUUGUUGUAUAGUAACUAUAAAGUAAGAUUUUUAUAGGUGUUUUUACCAUUUUUGUGAAAAUGAUACAGUGUAAAGAUUAUAUGAAAUUUAAAUGUUAGGUCGGCUGUAUAGCAGUUUUAAAAUUUGUUUUUCUGUCUUGUCGGGAGCUGUCCGCUUGACAACAAAAUAUUCAUAAAUGAAUAAACGUUGACCAACAUAGAUAAUGAGUUAUAUUGUUAUUCUAAUGAGUUUCACAGCCAUCUUCCCUUCGAUAAGCUAUGGAUAUAUGUAGAGAGCUUCCAAGACUUAGCAUUAAUUAUUUUUUCACUCGACUCUAGCUACCAAUAGAUAGUUAGGCAUAAAUUAUAUAGUCAUAUCAAAAUAGAAAUUUUAUUGUAAGGAGAAAUUCCUAUAUCCGGCUUGUAGUUGUACGGAAUAAAAUAGUGAAUUUGAUAUAAGUUUUUAGUCGCAUUAAAAUUGGGGAGUUUUAUAUGACCGUCUUAUGUAGUAGUUUUAUUAAGUUUUUAAAUCUAUUAUAAAUGUAAAAUGUUGUUAUUUGGAAUAAAUAAAUCUAAUAUAACUAUAACUAUCGGUGUUUUAUAAAUCGAUUCAUCCUAUAGCUAGGAUCAUGACAGGUAAAAUAGUUUGGCGGUAGCAUAAAAUACCGCUAACGAGGACAGUUUUAACGGGGAAUCUGCUCAAACCUCCAAGUUCCAGAAAUCAUUUACUUUUUUCAAUAAACAUUUCUAAAUUCACACUAGCAGAUUCGAUUAUAACAUAUAUAUUAUUUCACGAUCACUUCUAUUCUUUAACCAAUUUGAAAGAGCAACGCGAAUUAACCAGAUGCAUGGAUUUUAAUAUAAUAUUAAUUAAACAAAACAAAUUCCCUAAAAGUAUGUCAGAUUAGUAUGCCCAUGUCGGAAAUCUCUGAAUUAUAUACUGACAUUCUCGGAGUCGCCAAACCGUCUUUUGAAAUUCGAAAGUACACGUCCACAAGUAGAUUGCCAUGCAUGUAGGCUUUUGUAGCAUUUCUAAAGGCAAUACAUGUUUUAGUUUGAAACAAUAUUUCAUCAAUACACCAGUGAAUGUUAGAAUUAGCAUCCAUCUACAUGAAAUUGCGGAUGUGGUGAGGACUUCAUUCAGCGGACAUCAUGCAGACGGAAGUCAACCUGCAGUUAUCAGACUUAGAAAAUAAUAUCAGUUUUAGUUUGUGGAAACAUUACGUAAAUUUAUUAUUUGCAAAUAAUAAGUAAUGUUAAUUAUUCUUACUGUAUGUAGUUGAACACCAUCAAACUUACCAAUUCUCUAAUUCCCCUUGAUACAGGAUGAGAAAAAUCAAUUAGUUCAAACAACAGUUUGGCUCAGACUUGAUUGGAAUAAUCCGUUCUUAACGUGGGAUCCUGUGGAGUAUGGAGGGGUUUAA